UAUCAAUUUGAUUUUGAUUAUAUACACAGUCCUAUCCACUCUUCCCGCUACAACGCGUGAAUUAACUACCCCUUGCGUCCUGACUCUGGGAAUCUUAAAUCGGCUCACUACCUCCGCGUCGUGACUCUCUAGUGCGACCAGUGGCGUGCUGCUGUCGUCCCCCCUCUGCGCCCGGACGCCGUGCCGUGGGGUGUUUGUGGUGUGUCGUCUGUCGUCGUCGUCACCCCGUUUCAAGACACGACCCCCUACGUCCACGGCGGUCGCAACCUUAAGAAACAAAUCAGCCCCCAUCCUAUCAUUCCUUCGCGCCCGGGUUACCACUCAACUCAUCCUUCCCGUUUCAUAAACACUCAAUCCUGGAUCCCUCUCGAGGUGUUUACGCCUUCAUGCCAGUAACCAGCCCUACGACCCGCGCGCGUGUCUGCCGAUCCUGCGCAACGCGACAAUUCCCUCUCCCGGUUCUCGCGAUCGUCGCGCGUGCGACGGGAUGGCUGCAAGCAUAUCAUUAUCGCUUCCAUCAUUCUAAAUCCUCGUCUAUGUCGUCUGUCUUGCGCAUUGCAACUCCAUCGCAGUUCAAUCGUGCCUAGCAUCGCGAUCUCGCGGGCGCCAGCCUCUCCGCAGCCACCCGCCCGACGGCCCGCUGCCACACACCUGCACCCACCACCCCCGCGCUUCUCGUAUUCAGCUGCUGACGGCACAGUGAUCUGCGGAUGGGUGUGUUUGUGAAGCUAAGUGUUUACUAUCGUGACCUUGGUGAGGGUUGCUGGGGCUGUAGGUGAGGGGGGUAGGUUUAGAACUUGUUACGGGUGAAGCUACGUAGAUGUGUAAGAAGGUACUUAGUAGUUUCGGUUUGGUAUUGUGUACCGGGUAUUUCAUGAUGUCGCUACUCCGUAUAGGGUGAGAGACGGUUGAGAGAGGGUCAUGUGACUU
Molecule: messenger RNA, 930 nt
Organism: Mytilinidion resinicola
Lineage: Eukaryota; Fungi; Ascomycota; Dothideomycetes; Mytilinidiales; Mytilinidiaceae
Exons: 1
Coding region: 387-587 (66 amino acids)
Source: RefSeq, a predicted model, not a curated record